Malania oleifera is the source of this 1638-nucleotide messenger RNA. RefSeq names its product ATP synthase gamma chain, chloroplastic. Gene Ontology annotation, cellular component: chloroplast thylakoid membrane. Bases 261 to 1391 code for a protein of 376 amino acids. Gene Ontology annotation, molecular function: proton-transporting ATP synthase activity, rotational mechanism. NCBI's taxonomy places the organism in Eukaryota, Viridiplantae, Streptophyta, Magnoliopsida, Santalales, Ximeniaceae. The record is from RefSeq and is a predicted model, not a curated record. Gene Ontology annotation, biological process: proton motive force-driven ATP synthesis. The transcript has a single exon.
UCUCACUUACAAUCUCUAACGGUCAAAAUCGUUAUCUCAAUGCCUCAUCCGUUCCCUCCCCCUCCCUCCACCUCUCAUUUCGCUCCUUCUAUCCAGCCAGAGGAGCACCAGCGCAAGAGAUAAGAUAUCUGAAGAAGAAGAAGAAGAAGAAAACUAGAGAGCUCUACACCACUCUCUUCUGACUUCUGCUCUUCUCCUCAGCUUCCCUUCUUUUCUGAAGUUUCAGAUUUUGGUGUGUGCCCAGAAAAGUGCAUUAAACCAUGUCCUCCUCCAAUCUAACAAUGUGGGUUUCCUCCAAACCUUCUCUGUCUGAAGCCUCUUCACUCUCUUUCUGCUCUUCCCUCAGUCCUUUCCAGCUUCCUGCCCAUAAUUCAGCUACCUGCAGCCCCUAUCGAUCAUCGUCGGUUAAUCCAAUCCACUGCAGUCUCCGAGAACUUCGAGAGCGUAUUUCUUCCGUAAAGAAUACCCAAAAAAUUACUGAAGCCAUGAAGCUUGUCGCUGCUGCCAAAGUCCGGAGGGCCCAAGAAGCUGUUGUCAAUGGAAGACCCUUCUCGGAAACUCUUGUCGAAGUUCUUUACAGCAUCAAUGAGCAGCUCCAAAAUGAAGACAUAGAUGUCCCUCUCACCAAAGUUAGGCCUGUUAAGAAGGUUGCUUUGGUUGUUGUCACUGGCGAUCGGGGUCUUUGCGGUGGUUUCAACAAUUAUGUUCUCAAAAAAGCUGAAAGCAGGAUCGCGGAAUUGAAGGGUCUUGGCGUUGAUUAUACUGUGAUCAGUGUAGGCAAAAAGGGUAACAGCUAUUUCAAUCGCCGGCCUUAUAUUCCUGUGGAUAAGUAUUUCGAGUCUGGAUCCCUCCCCACUGCAAAAGAGGCUCAGGCCGUUGCCGAUGAUGUCUUUUCGCUCUUUGUUAGUGAAGAGGUUGAUAAGGUGGAGCUUCUGUACACUAAAUUUGUGUCGCUGGUUAAGUCUGAUCCUGUGAUCCAUACCUUGCUUCCACUCUCGCCGAAGGGAGAGAUUUGUGAUAUAAAUGGGAAUUGUGUUGAUGCUGCUGAGGAUGAGUUCUUCAGGUUGACAACUAAGGAAGGAAAAUUGACAGUGGAGAGAGAUGUUAUGAAGACUGAGACGGUGAAGUUCUCACCCAUCUUGCAAUUUGAGACAGACCCAGUUCAGAUCCUUGAUGCUUUGCUACCUCUUUAUCUCAACAAUCAAAUAUUGAGGGCAUUACAGGAAUCACUAGCCAGUGAGCUUGCUGCUAGAAUGACAGCCAUGAGUAAUGCAACUGACAAUGCAGUGGAACUGAGGAAGACCCUGUCAACUGUCUACAAUAGGCAACGUCAGGCAAAAAUCACAGGCGAGAUACUGGAAAUUGUUUCUGGAGCCGAUGCUUUAGGCUAGAGGAAUAUAGUUCUUCCUUGCCCACACAUUGAGCGUCCCUAUAGGGUUCUAUAAGUUUGGUUCUAUAGUCAGCAGGGUAUGCUUAAUUAAAAACAACUUCGCAGAUUUGACACUUUUGAAUGUAAUUUUCAACUUCAUGAGCAAAAAAACUGUAAUGAAUCUGGGAACAGAUGGGGCCUUCCAAUAAUCUUUGUAUGUCAUUUUUGCCCUCUUUCAUAUUUAUAAUACUUGUAUUAUUUGGAGUUCA